AUGGCCUCUCUCACCGCCACCAGGUCCUCUUCCUCUACCGACACAUCCUUCGCCAAGGCGCAUCAUUCUUUGACGAACGAGCAAGGUAAACCUAUUGAUCAGGUGUUCCACUGGAUCCGAGCAAGAGCCCAGGAGACCUUCAGGAAGAAUAAGAGCCAAAAGGACGAGCACCGUAUCCAGAAGUACACGAGCGAUGCCCGCAAGGCUCUCCGUCUCAUAGAACGCGCCAAUCAGAUGGAUCUCAAGUCCGUGAUGCGGAUCCUAAGACUUUCGCAUGGUCUCCAGGGCAAGGACCGGCGGAUCCUUCUUCAGCCAUUUGUUGACUCGACGCGUGCUAGGACUCUAUCGGCCGAUAAACUGUCUGCCGCCAUUAUUGCUUCGGGAUCCUCUACACCCUCACCAACAGCGGCCCCACUGGCUUCUUCGGGGACAAUAAGGGACUCGACAACUCAACAUCGCCUGUCGGAAGAACAAAUCGAGUGGGAGCAGCGGAUUAUGACGACUAUCAAGGCAUGGAACAAAACUGGCGAGGAGCAAAGAAGAAAUCGAUGGGAGACGGGGAGGUUCCAUCCUAGUAUUGGUGGCAAGCCUGCAAAAUCCAACACCCUUACUCUUCGACUCUACCGUAGGAUAUGGCAACAGCUCUUGAACGAAGUUCCUAUUCUGGAUGUCAAACUCUCUGCUCUUGGACCAAGUGAACUUGAGAACAAGGGUGCGCAGGAAGGAUCAUUAAAGGAUGCGAGACUAGAGCGGUCUUUGCCACAUACGCCGGCAUCAACAGCUUACUCAGUCUCGAAAAGUGCACAGGCUCACCAAGCGCGUUCGUCUGCUGGCUUGAAACUUCAGGCCCUCGUCAAUGACUUUGAUCAACUUGGAUUCUCAGAAACUAGUCAACCCCCUCAGGUCAAGCCUAAGAAGAAAGCAACAAGUGCAUGA
This is a messenger RNA of Linnemannia hyalina, 936 nucleotides long. NCBI's taxonomy places the organism in Eukaryota, Fungi, Mortierellomycota, Mortierellomycetes, Mortierellales, Mortierellaceae. The record is from the annotation of a GenBank genome assembly.